Messenger RNA from Girardinichthys multiradiatus, 1306 nucleotides. Its product is annotated as TLR adapter interacting with SLC15A4 on the lysosome. Lineage: Eukaryota; Metazoa; Chordata; Actinopteri; Cyprinodontiformes; Goodeidae. The transcript is spliced from 2 exons. Gene Ontology annotation, biological process: regulation of toll-like receptor signaling pathway. The record is from RefSeq and is a predicted model, not a curated record. Bases 188 to 1144 code for a protein of 318 amino acids.
UAUACAUGCUGACAUAUUUACACUGACUGAGAAGAACACAAAGCUUCUAAAAAUCUUCAAGAUUUCUUUUCAAAAAUUUCCAAAAACUACUGCAAGCUUUAAGGGGAAAGACGUAGAGCAUCAUCUAGGAUUCCCAAACAAGCUGUAAGCAGAUUUCCAGAUUUGAAGUUUGACUCCUGUUCAAGCAAUGCUGUGUGAAGGUAGACUGCUGAGCAUGACCUAUGGUGAGAUGGAGGAGGUGGACUCGCUGCCUCCUCAAAAGACUUUCCCCUUUGCUGUUGGGCCCCCUAGGACCUCCCUCACACCAACCACCUCCAGACCUGCUCCGCUCGUUCAUCACAGCUCCUUGAAGGAAACAGAUGGCACAGAGAGCUUGAGGACCUCAGUCAACCUGUACAUCUCUCCCUUGUCAACCACACAUUUCCAGGGCGUCUUUACAGGGAGGCAGAUAUCUGCAGAAGUGGAAAUUCCAGCCCAGGCUCACUCUGACAGUGGUGAUGCCCCCUUCUUGGUUCCCUCCUUCUGCCAGAGCAUCUGUCAAAACUACAGCGACCUCCAUAUUGGAGGAGAGCAGGUGCUGCCCCUCACAGCCAAUGAUGCCGAUUUGAGGGUUGUUGAAACACAACCUGUGAGGCCUUUCCUACAGUCAUGUGAUGUCCCACCGGCGGUGGAGGAUUCUCCACCAGGACAGCGAGGUCUGCAGAACCUGCUCAGGAGAGGUUCAAACCACUGGAGACAGGCGAGUGGCCGCGAUCGCAGCUUUUUGUUUCAGGGUCAUGAGGGCCCCUUCUCCAAUUCCCUUUUGAAUCAUUACCUGGAACAGAAGCUCUUGGAUCUAUACCAGCAGUACAUGAUUGAGAACAUGGUGAGGGAGGGAGCUCCCGGUUCAGAUGGUGAUGCCAGCAACAUUUGCCCCCUGCUGGGCUCAGAGUUUGUUCUAACCAGCCUAGACCAGAUUACCCAACAGCUUAGCAAGGAAGGGAACCUAGAGGCCGGCCUGGCCAAGGACAUGGUCCUGAGCUGUUUGCUGCGGGUAGCCAGUGACCUGCAGUCGGGUGAGAUCAGCACUCCCUUCCUACAGAUUUCAAAUGAGGCCUCCAGGGAGCAGCUCACAGAGAGCACGGAGGGAAUGACCACGAACUAGAAAACUUGCUUUCUGUUCUUCUUUACACUUAAGUUUGAUUAUUAUUGUUCAAAAGAAUGUUCAGGGUAAAAACCUAAAAUAGAAGUAAAUAAUCAAUCAGUGUGUUUCGUUUGUACAGUUUUCUCUUUCUAACAGGCAAUAAACAGGAACUGAGAACUAAAA